UUCAUUUUUGGAAUCCCAAAACGAACCGCUUUAAAGAUUGGUGAUAUUUGUUAAAGUUAUAACAUAAAACAUUUUGGAGCUUGAAAAUCAUUGAAAGGAAUAUGACUGACAUUAACAUUAUGCGUUAGAUAUACAGUGUGAGGAUUAAAACUUUAUUGAAGUAAAGAAAUAAUGCUUUCGUACUAACGAAUAUGUGAGAGAGUGCAUAGAUAACAUGUCAUCCAUACCUGUCUUGUUAGAUCACAGUGAUACGAAACCCUGCUCAAGCCUGAACGAGUGUCGAAGGAGGCCAGGGAUAAGGCUACGAUGUCACAUACUCUUGCUGUCGGUGCCAGGCUACAGUCUAUAGCCACUAGCAAGGCGUUGCGAUAAAGGAUGUGACCAGAAGAGGUUACAAUGGAUGUCACAUAGUAGGGACUAAAAGCACCAAGACAUGUGGCUUAGGGAAGGUCCCUGGUCAAUCCAUUCUCUGCAGAAGUAGUGUUUCUCCAGGAAGCACUGUCCUCGUGUGCAUCCAAUAAGGCUCUUGUGUUUGGCCUGUUCUACAUAUGGAAUAGCUUAUCAUCUCCAUCUAUCAGGAACUUGUGUGUGGGCUGUCACACAUAUGGAAUAGAUCCUCAUCUCCAACCGCAUGAUGGCAAGUGCACCAGCAAGCGUAAGAAAUAGUGUUCACUAAAACUAAUGCAACGUUGGUUUUCUCUAUAUGUCUCUAGUGGAUAAACCCAGUUUUUGCUGAUAAAUUUAGUGUUUUGUGCCAAACUCCUGUACAUUUAAGUAGGUUGGCAUGAGAAAUCACGGGAACCUCGUCGGAAGUCUCACAAAAUGUUUUUUUUAUUCAUCAAUUGAUUUAACCCUACGUGUAAUAUACCAGAGAUCCAUAUAUGAAGACACAAUUUCAAGACGUGCUUCGCCUGUCCCACCAAAGCCUUCAUUGAUAACAAAAAAACGGGAUGACGACCAUGAACUAAAGCAAGAACCAUUUUUACUCAAAGAUUCAGAUAAAGGUGAGGAAAGUUUGCAGUUCACAUUCAAGUGUAUUGAGGAAGCUAUGUGUCAACCGGAAAUGUAUGUAUUAGGACUGCAAAAAAUGCUGUCAACUGUAAAAACACACAAAACUAUUGAACAGCAGUUACGUGAUGAAAACAAUACCCUCCAAAUAUCUGUCGAAGAACACAAGAGCAAUGUUAUCAAUUUAAAUGCAGUAUUGCAGGAUGCAUUGGAAACCGUCAAAAUAAAACAUGAAACGUCAACAAGGAUGGAAGAUGAAUUAAAAUCAUUAAAAGUAGCACUAUUACAGAAAGAAGAAGAAAUUAAGAAAAAGGUGACUGAAUAUAAAGGUAAAAUAUCUGCACUGGAAAUUGAACAGGCAACUUCUAUCAAUGAAUACAAAAUCACUAUUGAAAAACUCAACAAAAAGAUAAAUGCACUGAAUGAAGUUAAUGAAUUGCAAAUUGAGAAAAUUACUGAUCUAUCCACUGAGUUACAGCAAAGAAACGUCGAUCUAGAAACAAUUCAAACACAUGAUGAACAUGUUUUAAACAUCCAAAGACAAAAUGAAACCAAAAUGGAAGAUCAAUUUAAAACAUUAAAGGUAGCACUAUUACAAACAGAAGAAGAAAUUCAGAAAAAGGUGACAGAAAAUGAAGGUAAAAUAUCUGCACUGGAUAUUAAAGAGGAAACUACUUUAAAUGAACACAAAGACACUAUUGAAAAUCCCAACAACAAGAUAAAUGCACUAAAUAGAUCAAUUCAAAAACAUUGUGAACAGGAUAAAUUUAAUAGAAGAAAAAAAGAAUCAUGUGAUGUAGCUAACACUGGUUUUAAAACAAGUAAAAUUGAAUUAAGAUACAUGAGAGAGGAAGUAUUAACUAAACUGACGGAAAAAAUGAGACAAUCAAGAAGCAAACAUCAGCUCGAUUUUGGUGCAUGGUCGCUUGACGUUGAAGGGAGAAUGUUAUUGCAAGGAGUACGCAUGCAUUUGGAGAGCGAAAUAAAGAACAUAAAAUCUGAAAUUGAGGUACAAAAACAUUCGCAAAUGACGGCCGAAAAAUCUGCAAUCAGCCAAAUAGAUUACCUUAAAAAGAAGAUUCAAAAACAAAGAGACCACCAACUUGUGGCAGAAACAUUCUCAAACGAAGAAAUUACAAAGUUGGAAGAGGCCAUGAAGAACCAAAAAAGAUCUCUGAAACUGAUUGAAUCGUUUGCAGAAACAGAAAUAUCUACAUUAGAAGACGAAAUAGAGGAACGAAAACGAAUCCAGUCAGCAGCCGAAAAGUUUGCAGAAAAAGAAUUGGACAAACUUGAGAUUCAGCUUAGAGAACAAAAAUCCAAUCAAAGAUUUGCCAAGAAAAAUGCACGUGCAGAAAUCUUGAAACUGGAAGAGGCCAUAGAGAACCAGAAAAGAUCUCUUAAACUAGCUGAAACGUUUGCAGAAACUGAACUAUCUACAUUAGAGGAACGGAUUAAAAAGAAGGAAAACACACUCAAGCAGGUCCAAAUAUUUGCCGAGGGAGAGAUAACGAGACUUGAAGAAGAAGUAAAUGGAUGUUUACAUUUGAUAAACGUUUUGGAAGCAGAGGCUGCGUCUUUGAGGUCUGACGGGGGCAAACCAACUAAGUCGACGAAUGAUAAUGGACCACAGUUAGGUAAAAUGUACCAUAUGGAAAGAGACAUGAAACAGAAGAACGUAUAUCAACAAAUGAAACUUGAUGAAAAGGAACGUGAAAUCGAAGAAUUAAAAGGUCAAACAUCGAUAUCUGAGGAAUCCAAGAUCCACAUGGACGGUUGGUUGGAUGUUUCAAAGUUUGGCUGGGAUAAAUUGUUUGUGGUCGUGAGCCUGCAUUACGUGACUUUCUUCGAAAGCCUUGAGAAAAAGCAGAAAGCUUCGCCAGUAUUUGAGCUUGACAUUUACUCGAUUUUGGAAGUUAGAAGUGCCAAAUGGGAAGAAGUUCCGGAACUGACAACCAAAGAUGUGUCCAGAAAAUUUGUGUUGGUAUAUGACAAAGCAGGUGAAAAAGUACAUGGUCCGUUGUUGCCUAAGAAAAAGAAAAACUCGGGAUACCACUGCCUUAGACGGGCUCUAGCUGAUGACGCUGAUGAAUCCAACAGCGGAAAACUUAUAUUACAAGCAGAUACUAAAAAUAAAACAAGGGACUGGGUAGACCACAUCUCGAAGAUUUGUAUAUUGUCAGCAAAUACAGGGAAUAAACAUGUACAAAAGUGACUGAACAAACUGGACAAGGGGUCCUGUUAAAGCAAAAAACGACAGACAAUUAAGGUGGAGUAUUCUGAUCAGUUAAUCAUCAGAUAGGGGUCUUUAAACUGUUUGAAAUGUGUCACACAUUGUUAGUUUAAACAUUAUAUAUUUAAAAACAAUUGUGGCCAACUUUCCGCAAACUUUCAAUCCGAAAUGUCGGGCCUGGCUGAGUCAUUGAUGGCUAAGCAUGUUCCGCCUCUAAAUAAAAGUAUUCACUUGUAGCCGUUUGGAACUUAAAGAAUUUGAGAACACCGCACUGUGUAGAAAAUUGCAAUCAUUACCAAAAGAAGCAGACCAAGCUGAACAAUACAGUCGCCAAAACUGCUUGUUAGCGAUGGUUUUGAUCAAGGAAAGUUUCGGUAACGUUAACGUUAUAACCUCUCAUGAUAAACUAUCUGCACGACUCUCCACUCGCUCCUACGCCGAAGUUGCCCAGUCAGCGACACACUUGACCAAGUGACCUAAAAUUUUGUUCAUCUGUUUACUCCAGUUUUCAACGGUUUAAAUAUAUAUAUAUACUAUUUUACGCACGUGUGUAAGGUGAUUUUAUCCUGUUGUAGAAUAAAGUAUGUCUGUUGUGGCGUCUUAUUUAUUCCAUAUAGAUGCAUACACAUUAAUAUUUAACCAUGCUAUAUAAAAAAAACUUAAGUUCUUAAACUUGAAGCUUAUCUUUUAAUAUUUCCUUUUCACAAGUAUUUAUUUAUUUAUUUUUACUUUGAAAUCUAAUGAGAUACAUAGUGUGUCCAUAAAUCAUAGGAAUUUUUAUUUUCUAACUAUUUAUCAUAAUUUACAACUCUCUAUGCCAAGUUCAUGUAAUGUUUUGUCUGUUUCAUUACAUUAAUAUUUUAUAUGUGUUUUCCUUUAAAAUUGUAUGAGAAAUAGUGAUUACACGAACAUUUGAUCAAUUAAUUAUUAACACUUGCUGAUUUGUGAAGAUUUCUUAGUCACUAUGUUUAUUUUGCUUAUUAUAUUAUUUUUUUUCACUAUGAUAAUAUUA
Mya arenaria is the source of this 4253-nucleotide messenger RNA. Its product is annotated as rho-associated protein kinase 1-like. NCBI's taxonomy places the organism in Eukaryota, Metazoa, Mollusca, Bivalvia, Myida, Myidae. Bases 785 to 3223 code for a protein of 812 amino acids. The record is from RefSeq and is a predicted model, not a curated record. The transcript has 22 exons.